Messenger RNA from Chlamydomonas reinhardtii, 2158 nucleotides. RefSeq lists its product as uncharacterized. Gene Ontology annotation, molecular function: hydroxyisourate hydrolase activity; carboxy-lyase activity. The coding region runs from base 147 to 1094 and encodes 315 amino acids. Gene Ontology annotation, biological process: purine nucleobase metabolic process. The transcript has a single exon. The record is from RefSeq and is a predicted model, not a curated record. NCBI's taxonomy places the organism in Eukaryota, Viridiplantae, Chlorophyta, Chlorophyceae, Chlamydomonadales, Chlamydomonadaceae.
UAUGGCGCGGAUGGUCCUGCAGCAAGCUUUCAAUCCAGGCACGUGUGCACUCGCUUUGUCUGUUAUUCACCUGACAGAUUGACAUCUCUUUAGUUGCGCCCAAUCAAGCUAGAUAGGACGUAGCCAGCGAGCCAAGAAGCCAUAAAAUGGCGCUCGCAGUUUCCUAUGAGCAGGCGAUAAGCUGCUGCGCGUCAACCCGAUUUGCGCAGCAGCUCUCUGCACACGCACCAUAUUCAGAUAUUGACGCGCUAGUCGCAACAGCACGGCGUAUCUGGUGGACGCAAACUGGUGUGCCGGGAUGGUUGGAGGCCCUUGCAGCGCACCCUAAAAUUGGUGACAAGAAGGGCAUGGAGGGAAAGCCGGAGGCGUUCGCGGGCUUCAGCAGGAACGAGCAAGCAGCUUCCAAUUCCAGCCUCAGCGGCGAUGUGCAGGCCGAGCUGACGGAGUGGAACCAACGCUACCUGGAGAAGUUCGGCUUCAUCUUUAUCAUCUUCGCGAAGGGCAGGUCCGCGCCUGAAAUCCUGGCCGCGCUGAAGAAGCGCUUUAACCGCCUGCCCCACGAGGAGCUGCACACCGCCGCGGCGGAGCAGAUGAAGAUUACAGAGCUGCGCCUGUCGGGCCUGUUCGCCCUGCCCCCCGACGCCGCGGACCGCGCGGCGCGCCGCGCCGAGCAGGUCCUCACGCACCUGGCGCCCGGGCACGGCGGCGCGCCGCUUCGCUCGCCCAUCACCACGCAUGUCCUGGACACAGCAACCGGCCUGCCCGCGAAGGGCCUGCCGCUCGCGCUGUCGCGCCAGGACGAGCUUUCCAAGGUGUGGGAGACGGUCGGCGAGGGCGUCACCAACGAGGACGGCCGCGUCGGCAACCUGCUGCCGCCGGGCAAUUACAUCCAGCCCGGCCGGUACCGCAUGUUCUUUGACACGGCCGCCUACCUGGGCGCCUGCAAGGCCGCGCACCCCGCAUUUUACUCGGAAGUCCCCUUCUACCCCGAGGUGGUAGUGGAGUUCAUCAUCACGGCCGACAAGGCGUCCGAGCACUACCACAUCCCGCUGCUGCUCAGCCCCUACGGCUUCUCCACCUACCGCGGCAGCUGAGCGCAUUGCUGGCAGUGCUGGUGGCGAUGGCGGAGCUGGUGGAGGUGGCGGAGCUGCAGGGCGACGGCGCCUGCUGAUGUGGCGCUGCAUGGCAGUAGUUGGCGGCAGUAGCUGGCGGCAGUACCUGGCGGCAGUAGCUGGCGGCAGUAGCUGGCGGCGGUUGCUGGGGGCAGCAGGAGGGCGAGGGGCAGUUACCACGGGUGGUUAGGUCGAGGCGCGAAGAACUCAUGGCAACGCAAUGCAGUGUGCAUAACGGAGGCGAGUGGGUGAUGCGCUUGUACGGCAGAAGCUAAGGAGCUGGGCGGGUGACGGUGUGGGCGACAGCUCAUCACAGCGAAGGGGCCGGACUGGUGCAUGCGAAACCUACGCAAAGGAGAGCCAACAGGGUCCCUGGGGCAGGGGUCCCGCGCAUGUGUAUGCGUAUGACAGAUAAAAAAAACAUGCAGGGCGCGGGUGGGGAGCAGCCCGCAGGGCCUGACUUGUUGUGGUGCACGCGCAGCUGAUUGUGUGCAGCGAUGCGGCGGCGUCGGUACUAAGGGCACGCAGGAUUGCGUGGGGGCCUGCAGGUCUAGUGCGAAGUGGUACUGACCAGUACAUUAUCGGAUACGGUGGUAGGUGCGGACGGUGCCUACUGCGGCACUCGUGUGGCGCGGGGCCGACGAGGUGCGGAGCGGUAUGGGUGCUUGCUUGCCAGGCAGCUCACGCUGGGGCUGCAAAGCAUUGACCAAGCGCUCGUCGGGGUUGAUGGCGAUUGGGAGGCGUUCGGUUGUUGGACGGAGAGGUACAGCUAUAAGCGCCGUGCUACAGCUAUAAGCGCCGUGUGGAAGGUGUUAUACGGUAUCUGCCGUGCUGAGGACGCAACGGCAAGGGAUGGCGAUACCGAUGACUGGAUCGCGAUCAGAUUAUCCUAAGCGCCUUGACUCGUGUAGGCUUUGGGCCGCGGAUGUAUGUUGAGGAGCCGGGCGGCCUAGCAUGAGCACGCAACUGAUGCAAAGUAGGCGUCGCAGUGCGCUGCUUUCACUGCGGUAGUCUUGAUGCUGUGUGCACUGUAAACCCUUGCAAAC